ACUAAUAUGAAUUUCUGACACGUUCAGCUCGACAUAAAAGACAGGGUCGCGCUUCAGACUGCAGCAUUUCUUCAACGGGAGAAGACGUCGAGAAUAGACGAUUACAGAAGUAACUAUUACAGUUUCGAAAGCUGUGGUGCAAGAUGCAGAUCUUUGUGAAAACCCUCACCGGCAAAACCAUCACCCUGGAGGUGGAGCCCAGUGAUACCAUUGAGAACGUUAAGGCCAAGAUCCAGGAUAAGGAGGGCAUCCCCCCUGACCAGCAGAGGCUGAUCUUUGCCGGAAAGCAGCUGGAGGAUGGCCGCACCCUGUCCGACUACAAUAUCCAGAAGGAGUCCACCCUUCACCUGGUCCUCCGUCUUAGGGGUGGCAUGCAGAUCUUCGUCAAGACCCUCACCGGCAAAACCAUCACCCUGGAGGUGGAACCCAGCGACACCAUUGAGAAUGUCAAGGCCAAGAUCCAGGAUAAGGAGGGCAUCCCCCCUGACCAACAGAGGCUGAUCUUUGCCGGAAAGCAGCUGGAAGAUGGCCGCACCCUGUCCGACUACAACAUCCAGAAGGAGUCCACCCUUCACCUGGUCCUCCGUCUUAGGGGUGGCAUGCAGAUCUUCGUCAAGACCCUCACCGGCAAAACCAUCACCCUGGAGGUGGAACCCAGCGACACCAUUGAGAACGUUAAGGCCAAGAUCCAGGAUAAGGAGGGCAUCCCCCCUGACCAGCAGAGGCUGAUCUUUGCCGGAAAGCAGCUGGAAGAUGGCCGCACCCUGUCCGACUACAACAUCCAGAAGGAGUCCACCCUUCACCUGGUCCUCCGUCUGAGAGGUGGCAUGCAAAUCUUCGUCAAAACCCUCACUGGCAAAACCAUCACCCUGGAGGUCGAGCCCAGCGACACCAUUGAGAAUGUCAAGGCCAAGAUCCAGGAUAAGGAGGGCAUCCCCCCUGACCAGCAGAGGCUGAUCUUUGCUGGCAAACAGCUUGAAGAUGGCCGCACCCUGUCCGACUACAACAUCCAGAAGGAGUCCACCCUUCACCUGGUCCUCCGUCUGAGAGGUGGCAUGCAGAUCUUUGUCAAGACCCUCACUGGCAAAACCAUCACCCUGGAGGUGGAGCCCAGCGACACCAUUGAGAAUGUCAAGGCCAAGAUCCAGGAUAAGGAGGGCAUCCCCCCUGACCAGCAGAGGCUGAUCUUUGCCGGCAAACAGCUGGAAGAUGGCCGCACCCUGUCCGACUACAACAUCCAGAAGGAGUCCACCCUUCAUCUGGUUCUCCGUCUCAGAGGUGGCAUGCAAAUUUUUGUCAAGACCCUCACUGGCAAGACAAUCACCCUCGAAGUUGAGCCCAGCGACACCAUUGAGAACGUCAAGGCCAAAAUCCAGGAUAAGGAGGGCAUCCCCCCUGACCAGCAGAGGCUGAUCUUUGCCGGCAAACAGCUUGAAGAUGGCCGCACCCUGUCCGACUACAACAUCCAGAAAGAAUCUACUCUCCACCUUGUCCUUCGUCUCAGGGGUGGUAUGCAGAUCUUCGUAAAGACCCUCACUGGCAAGACAAUCACCCUGGAGGUGGAACCCAGCGACACCAUUGAGAACGUCAAGGCCAAAAUCCAGGAUAAAGAGGGCAUCCCCCCUGACCAGCAGAGGCUCAUCUUUGCUGGCAAGCAGCUGGAAGAUGGCCGCACCCUGUCCGACUACAACAUCCAGAAAGAAUCCACCCUCCACCUUGUUCUCCGUCUGAGGGGUGGCGCAAACAUGCAGAUCUUUGUCAAGACCCUCACUGGUAAAACCAUCACCCUGGAGGUGGAACCCAGCGACACCAUUGAGAAUGUCAAGGCCAAGAUCCAGGAUAAGGAGGGCAUCCCCCCUGACCAGCAGAGGCUGAUCUUUGCUGGAAAGCAGCUGGAAGAUGGCCGCACCCUGUCCGACUACAACAUCCAAAAAGAAUCUACCCUCCACCUUGUUCUCCGUCUGAGAGGUGGCAUGCAGAUCUUUGUCAAGACCCUCACUGGCAAGACCAUCACCCUGGAGGUGGAACCCAGUGACACCAUUGAGAAUGUCAAGGCCAAGAUCCAGGAUAAGGAGGGCAUCCCCCCUGACCAGCAGAGGCUGAUCUUUGCCGGAAAGCAGCUGGAAGAUGGCCGCACCCUGUCCGACUACAACAUCCAGAAGGAGUCCACCCUUCACCUGGUCCUCCGUCUGAGAGGUGGCAUGCAGAUCUUUGUCAAGACCCUCACCGGCAAAACCAUCACCCUGGAGGUUGAGCCCAGUGACACCAUUGAGAAUGUCAAGGCCAAGAUCCAGGAUAAGGAGGGCAUCCCCCCUGACCAGCAGAGGCUGAUCUUUGCUGGCAAGCAGCUGGAAGAUGGCCGCACUCUGUCCGACUACAAUAUCCAGAAGGAGUCCACCCUCCACCUUGUUCUCCGUCUGAGGGGUGGCCAGUAAAUGAGUUCAAUAUUUUAUUCACUUAAGAUGACAAGUGCACCUAAUAAAGUGAGAUCACAAUAAAUGGAA
Xiphophorus couchianus (Monterrey platyfish) is the source of this 2504-nucleotide messenger RNA. RefSeq names its product polyubiquitin-C. Gene Ontology annotation, molecular function: protein binding. The record is from RefSeq and is a predicted model, not a curated record. Lineage: Eukaryota; Metazoa; Chordata; Actinopteri; Cyprinodontiformes; Poeciliidae. The transcript is spliced from 3 exons. The coding region runs from base 144 to 2435 and encodes 763 amino acids.